AUGUGUUUAAUCCGGUCCCAUUCCCCACAGGACCCCAGUGUGAAUCUGAGAUGCCCUGAGGGCCAAGUCUGCGGUCCUCAAAUAAGAAGACGCAGUGGGACUUCUGCCACUGGGACUUGCACAAUACACAGCCACACAGACUGCAGCACUUUUGAUGGAGAGGUGUUCCGCUUCAUAGCGCCCUGCACCUUCACGCUGGCUAAGACCUGCUCUCCCUCUGAGGCCAUGCCCAUGUUCAGCGUGGAAGUGGUCAAUGAGCAGAACAGGAACUCAUCGUUGCCGACUGUUCAGCAGGUCAUUGUUGAAAUGGGGAACUACAGAGUUUCCCUGAUGAAAAGGCAGACACACCGGAUUGUGGUUAAUGGGGUCUGGAGGAAGCUUCCACUGAAACUCGGCAAUGGAACUGUCACCAUCAAGAGCAACCCCGCCGCUGUUGAACUGCAAUCCAGUUUUGGUCUUUCGGUCUCCCACGACAACGCUGGUGCUGUCCACAUCAUCCUGCCGUCCGCUUACUCUGAUAAAGUCUGUGGCUUGUGCGGAAAUUUUAACCACUUUAGAAACGACGACUUCAGAAAGCCCGACGGAUCGAUUGCCCAUAAUGCUACAGCUUUGGCUAAGAGCUGGCAGUCUGGGCAAGCCUCCUCCUCCUGUGAAACCAUGCUAGUACCUCAACAGUGUGACCCACUGGAGAUGGCUGAGUACUCCAGUGAGCCGUACUGCGGAGGCCUCCUCUCUGCCACUGGGCCCUUUGCUGACUGCCUAUCAGUUCUGGGGGCAGAGAGCUACUUCAGGGGAUGUGUGGUUAACAUGUGCUCUUCCCACGGUGACCCAAUGGUCCUAUGUGAGGCAUUACAGUUAUACGCUGACAUCUGCCAGGAGGCUGGAGUCUCCAUACCCAUAUGGAGGAACUCUACAUUCUGCCCCCUACAGUGUGGUGAGAACAGCCACUAUAACGCAUGCGCCGAUGGCUGUCCCGAGGUAUGCUCCAGUCCGGAUAUGAUUGGCUCCUGUGGAAGCUGUGAGGAAAGAUGCGAGUGUGACUCUGGCUUAAAGCUCAGCGGCGGACAGUGUGUCCCAGCGGAGGAUUGUGGGUGCUGGUAUAAUGGAAAGCACUAUGAGAAAGGAGCAACGUUCUUGAAGGGAGAGUGUGAGCAAAUGUGUCAGUGCAUGGGUCAUGACGGCAUGCGAUGCAUCACAAUGCAAUGUGCAGACAAGGAGGUUUGCAAGGUCAAGGACGGGGUGAAAGGUUGCUUCCCUUUCAAACCCGCCACCUGCCGUGUGUAUGGUGACCCACACUAUAUCACAUAUGACGGCAUGGCAUACGACUUCCAAGGGGGCUGCAGUUACACGCUGACGACCACGUGCGCAGGAGAAAGCGCCGUCCAGUUCAGUGUGAUUGGAUACAACAUGUACCCCACCCAUCAGAACUUCACCCGAGCCAAGCUCCAAGCUGUGGCUCUUCAAGUCGAGGAUCUGUACCUCACCCUGAAUCAGAGUGGAGAGGUGAAUAACAGCACUGUCAAGCUCCCCUAUUCCACCUACGGCACAUACGGCUCAGUGCAGGUCUACCUGAAACAAAACUAUAUCGUCUUGGAAACAACCUUUGGCCUCAGGAUGACAAUAGACGCGCAGAACAGACUCUUCCUGCAGGUGGAUGAGCGCUACAGGUAUGAACUGUGUGGACUGUGUGGCACCUACUCUGAACGCCAGGACGACGACUUUAUAUUUGGUGACAGCUGGAAGGUGCCAGGGGAUAACGAGUGUAUUUCCCAUCCAAAUGAUCCCAAAGUAUGUGAUUAUAAUGAGGAGAAUGAGGCCUACAAUGAGUGUUACACCCUACUCGGGGACACUUUCAAACCCUGCCAUGAACUCAUUCACCCAAACAUUUACCUCAAGAGUUGUGUGUAUGACUACUGCGCCACCAGUGGUGACCAACACACCCUAUGUGAAUCUCUCAAGUCCUAUGCAGCAGCAUGCCAGGUUGCAGGAGUGGAGCUGCCCCACUGGCAGACCAACACAGCCUGUGCUGACCCCCAAACCACUGCAACUCUUCCAACACAUCCAACUUCUACAUCUCCAACAACAGAUCAGACUCUCUGUCCCAUAACCUGUGACUUUGAAAAGAAUAUGUGUGGGUGGGAGCAAAUCGUACAGGACAGUUUUGAUUGGACAAGACAUUCAGGACAAACCCCAACAAACUUAACUGGACCAAAUCAAGACCACACCACUGGAGCUGGUUUCUACAUGUAUAUUGAGGGAACUAGUGUAACCCAUGGAGAUUCAGCUCGUUUGUGGAGCUCAAUAUGCCAUUUUAAUGGCCCCCUCUGCCUGCACUUCUGGUACUAUAUGUAUGGUUCAGCCUCAGCCAUGGCCCUCAAUAUCUACCUUCUCAACGACAAUAAAGCUACCAAGCUCUGGGCCAAGAUGAACAACCAGGGACAAGAAUGGUAUCCAGGAAUUGUUGACAUUAAAGUGUCUGGUCCAUUCCAAAUCAUAAUUGAGGGUAUUCGAGGCUCUAAUGCUCAUUCAGAUGUGGCCAUUGAUGACAUUUCCAUCCACUAUGGCACAUGCUCAGGUAGCUUCCCUGACCUGAUUAGUGGAACUAAGUCUCCUAUCACAGCUGUGGAAGCCCUCCCCUCACCCCCGAUCUGCAAUAUAGACUGCAGCUUCGACAGCAACCUUUGUAGCUGGAAUCAGAUGGUGACAGAUGCUUUUGACUGGACAUGGCAAAGCGGUUCCACCCCAACCCUGAUGACUGGCCCAUCUGCUGGCCACACUGCUGGUAAUAUUGGUCACUAUCUUUACAUCGAAGCCAACAGUGCGUCGCAUGGAGACACAGCUCGUCUCAUCAGCUCUGAGUGUUCUGACUCUGGUCCGAAGUGUCUGCAGUUCUGGUACCAUAUGUACGGCUCAGCAGAUACAAUGGGCCUCCAUGUCUACCUGCUCCAGGACAGGUUAGCCGAUGCUGUUUGGUGGAAGAGAAAUGACCAAGGAAAUAUGUGGCAACUGGGUCAGGUCGAUAUCACUACCACUGCGGAAUUCCAGAUCAUAUUUGAAGGCCGAAGAGGUUCCAACGAUCAGUCCGAUGUUGCCAUAGAUGAUGUAUCACUUCAUCAUGGGCACUGCACAGUUGCGACAGUGGUUCGAGAGUUUCCUCCAGUGAACACCUCAACUGCUACACAAACAAAAACAAGACUACAUCAACCAAUAACAUCAACAACAAUCACAACUGGACCCCAAACCACAGCCAGACCCCAGCCACCAACAUCAACAGUUAAACCACAACCACCAACCACAGCUCAACCACCAACCACAGCUCAACCACAACCACCAACCACACUCAACCACAACCACAAACCACAGCUCAACCACAAACCACAGCUCAACCACAAACCACAGCUCAACCACAAACCACAGCUCAACCACCAACCACAGCUCAACCACAACUACCAACCACAGCUCAACCACAAACCACAUGGCAAAGCCCACAUGCGAGCACCCUCCUGCCCAGCGAACAGUCAUUACAGAACUUGUGCACCUCCAUGCAGUCCAACCUGUCGACACCUGAAUGGCCCACCAGGCUGCACUCACAAUACGCGUUGUAAGAAGGGCUGUGUUUGUGAUGAAGGCUUUGUGAAUACAUGGAGGGGUUGUGUGCCUAUCCAACAAUGUGGAUGUGUGGACAGGAAUGGCACAGGACAUCACUUCAAUGAAGUUUGGCACACCGAGCACUGCAGUCAGAAAUGUAAAUGUGAGAAACAUCGUGGAGUGGGCAAGAUUGACUGCGAUGACAAAGAUGAGUGCGAUGGAAAUGCUGUCUGCCUUCAAAUUUGGGAGAGAAAUUAUUACUGCCAGUCUACAGGCUUUAGCGAGUGCUCUAUCAGGGGAGACCCAGAGUACCGGACAUUUGAUAAAAUGAAGCAUUACUUUGACGGUAAGCACUCCUAUGUGCUGGUCCGGACCAACAACUUGCCAGAUUACCUUCCACAAGUGUACAUCGAGGCCAUCAAUGAUGAUGGUGACGAUGAUGAUGAUGAUGAUGAUGGUGACAGUAGCAGUGAAGAACACCACAGCCACAGAGGGAGCGAUGAAGAUGAGGAUGAAGAUGAGGAGGAUUAUGAUAGUGAUUCUCACCAACAUCAUCACGACAGUGAAGAAGAGGAUCGGGAACACCGUGGAUUAAAAGAGCUCAAGAUCAGAGUGUAUAAUCACACUGUGUUAUUCAAGAAAUAUCGGAAGCUGAUCGUGGAUGGAAGGGAAACCAAUACUCCCGCCUCACCGACGGCUGGUCUAAACAUCUGGGAGCAUUCCUCUCGCAUCUACCUGAAGACUGACUUUGGCCUCUCAGUGGAGUUUGAUGGUCACAGCAGAGCAGAGAUCAUUCUACCAAACUUAUAUAGGAGGAGGGUGGGGGGUCUGUGUGGGAACUUUGACUGGCGCCGAAUGAACGACUGGACGAAGCCAGAUGGUACCAGGGCCAGAAGCCUCGAAGAGUUUGGAGAGAGCUGGAGAGUGUGAACAUCAGAUGAUGGAAGGAUGAGACAUGGCACAUAGAAAUACCCCGUGUAGACUUUGACCACUAGCAGAUACUUCACUAUAGCACUUAACAGAAAUAAAUCUUUUCGUUAGACAUCAGUUCCUCUCCUAAACAAAAGCUCUCAAUCGCACCUUAACAUGUACAUGACCAGUGGCAUUGAUGUCCGGCCUUGUUUACCUCCAGCUCUUAGGACAAUAAAUACAGGACGAUGGACACUUUGUAACUGUUUUAUAGUGUACGUCUAUAGCCAUAUAAUCUCGAGAUACAAUACAUAACUUUUGUUCCUUCCUGCUCUCACAUCAGUCAGCUGAGCAUGUGCUUUAUAAAACAUUAUGAUUGUGCAACAUGGGGUUAUUUAUCGCUAUCCCUAAAUGUGCGAUACAUUAGUAUUCAACAUAUUGCUUGUACUUGGUCAUACUGUGUAUUAAAAUGUGCAUUGGUAGGUUUUUUAUUGAAUAUUCAUUGUUCUAAUAAACAUGCAGUGUGGUUA
Molecule: messenger RNA, 5027 nt
Organism: Pseudoliparis swirei
Lineage: Eukaryota; Metazoa; Chordata; Actinopteri; Perciformes; Liparidae
Product: zonadhesin-like
Exons: 25
Coding region: 1-4518 (1505 amino acids)
Cellular component (GO): membrane
Source: RefSeq, a predicted model, not a curated record